Colletotrichum acutatum is the source of this 1254-nucleotide messenger RNA. RefSeq lists its product as uncharacterized. Bases 238 to 909 code for a protein of 223 amino acids. The record is from RefSeq and is a predicted model, not a curated record. NCBI's taxonomy places the organism in Eukaryota, Fungi, Ascomycota, Sordariomycetes, Glomerellales, Glomerellaceae. The transcript has a single exon.
GCAUGCAUGUGUGCAGAUCUGACUAGCUGCUGUCCAUCCCAACUACCUCGAGUCUAGAGCCAUCCACUUGGGGUCAUUGAUGGUUGAGCCACCAGUCCAGCAGAGGAAGCCAUCAUCCGCCAGCUCCAAAGUAUUCUCUCGGCCGUUUUACACUCCCAAGGUACUUGACACCAUGAUAACCAACCUCACCUUCACUUAGGUACGGAUACAAUGUGAAGCUCCUUUCGAUGAGAAGCCAUGUCUGACCUUUUUUCUGUAGCGUCCUUCAGAACUCCAGUUGCUGUGAGGUACCCGUACUCCGUACCCCUGCCAGCCCGCCUAUCCGCCCAUCACCAUCCAUGGCGGUUUACCCUGCACCUGCACUUCCACACUUCCCAAUUGCGACCCUGGACCAGCCCAUCGUCGCUAGAAGCCUUAGCUCGCCUGGGUCUGGCAACUCAACCGGGGCUCCUCGCUCUCCGAUUCGCAAAUCUCCAUAUCUACUCCCCACGAUCCCCUCCUCGCCUCCUUCUCUCUCCUCUUCACCUCACAUCAUCACUUUACGUGACCUCACCGACCUCCACCCUCUUCCUCCUCCUCUUCCCCCGGGGUGCAUCUCAUCCUUUUUCAAGAGUUGCUUUCCCCUUGCUCGCCUUUUUAUUUUUGUCUUUGGUCACAGAUAUAGACAGACAGCAGAACCUCUCAUCGCUUCUGCUAGUCCCUUGUCCUUGGCCUUUCACCCUUGCACUUGUCUCAUUGUCUUGCAUCGUGUCUCUGCCGCUGCACGCCCACGCCGCCCUCGAUCAUCCGCCCCUCUAUUCCAUUGUCUCACCCUUGGUUCGACCGGCCCGCGUCCAGCAUUUCAGAACCACCAGCCAAGCCCACUAUCAAAAGAUUACGCAUUCCUCUCGUAAACGACCUGACUCCUGACGGCUCUCCGUCCAACUUCUACCAGCCUUCAAUGCGCUCAACUUAAUCCCUAAUAUCAUAAUCUGUCCGAAAUCGCGGAGUCUGGUACCCGCUUGCUUGCUCGAGCUUGCCUUUGCCGAAAUCGACUGUGUAGCGAAUCACUUUGCGUCCAACGUCUUUCGAUUGUCAAUCAGCCAUCAUAAGCUACCUUCGGCUUAUUCACCACAUCAAGCACUGUUGAAUCACCACCAGACCUUAACUUGAAAACGCCUACGUUACCCCUCGACAGCUUUACGUUUCGUCUCUUUGUAUCGCGAGUUCGUUGUAUCCGUACCGAGCGUCACUCCGACUUGCCAGCCACAGCUA